CUCUUCAGUUGAGCAUGCGUCCGCGCAGCAAAUAGAUGUGUUUGCGCUUGUAAUUGUUUGUGAAACAAUGCUGUCGUAAUGUCUGAGUGUCAGUGUUUUUUGAGAAAGUGAACGCAACAAAGGAUUACAGUGUUUUAAUGGAAACACGUGGGAAUUGUAUUGAAUAGCAUAAUUGUGAUAAACUUCGGAAAAAUGUCUACCACCGCGACCAGACAUGUCAAGUCGUCAAACUCGGCGAAUAUUCUAAUGUGCAAACAAUGGUGGAAAGUGUGUUGGAUGUAUGGAGACCAGGAGAAAUACUAUAGACAGUUAUAUGGUAGACGAAAAAUAAACACGAUGGACAGAGGCAUGUUCGACAACACAGAUUUAAAACGACCUGGUGCUCAGAUAACUGAAUUGACGGACGACUUCUUCCAAGACAAUGUCACACAAAAUCCCGCGCCGGAUGAAACGAAAGAAUGGUUCGGAGCCGAAUCUGAACCCAUUUAUGGCUUCGAAUGGCAAAACGACCAAAGAAGAAAACCAAUUAACUUGUACGAUUUUAAAGAUAUACUGACGGACGAUAGUCACAGUCUACCUCCAGACGAUAGAGUUGUAGAUUCAGAUGAACAGAUACAUAGAAACGGUGAUGUUAUUGGGAAAACGUCUAGAACAGUCUCCAGGACGAAGAAAGGCGCAGUAGUUACAGAAGAAACCGAGAUAUGUACUGAUGGAAGGACGACAGCAAAUCUUAGGUUUCAUCGAUCCACAGUUAAAAGUGCUCCUAAUAAAGUGAAAGAAGUUCUUCAACCGUUGAAAGAGGAUGCAGUGUUGAAUGAGUGUUCUAGGAAAAAGUGUGUUGGUGACACUUUGACGACUACUACGACUACGCUAGUGACGGUGACGCAGCAGAUGGUGACGUGUUGCAAUGAACCAGUCUGUCGCAACUGCGUGGUAUCGCCAACCGGAUCGUCGCCACCACCGCUCCAAGAGCAGCAAUCACCACCGCCCCCCGCGCCAGCGUCGCCCCUACACCUCCCCUCGCCUCAACCACGUCUACCGUCCCCACAACCCCACCUCCCAUCACCACAGCCAAGCCAUAGCGGCUCCUCAAUACCUAGCACAUCAAAUUCCCCACACCCCUACUCGUACCCCAACUACAGAAGAAGUCAAUACCAAGACUAUGCGCUUCCAAGUCUAAAUCAGGCGGCAAAUUACCACUCCCCCCAAUCUCCUCAGUCAGCGAUGUCGCUGUCACCUCACCCUGUUCAAGGGAAGUUCAGGGGGUUGCUGGAACAUGCGGAACGUUUGAUGAAGCCGGGGGAUCCACACAGGCAUUCGCAGAGUGAUGAUGAUUCAGGGUGUGCACUGGAAGAGUACACCUGGGUGCCGCCGGGAUUGCGACCUGAACAGGUGCAUCUAUACUUCUCAGCGCUUCCAGAAGAUAAAGUGCCGUAUGUGAACAGCGUGGGAGAGAGAUACCGGCUCAAACAGCUGCUGCAGCAGUUGCCUCCUCAGGACAACGAAGUGCGAUACUGCCAUUCAUUAUCAGACGAGGAACGCAAGGAGCUGAGACUGUUCAGCGCACAGAGGAAGCGGGAGGCGCUGGGCAGAGGGCAGGCGAGGCAGCUGCACGCGCCGGCCACCUGCGAACGGUGUGAAGAAACCAUGUCAUCAGGAGACAUGUGUGUCUCCGCAGCCCGAGCUGGUCCAUCCGCGCGCUGGCACCCCGCCUGCUUCGUCUGCUCCUCAUGCCAGGAGCUCCUGGUGGACCUGGUCUACUUCUGGAAGGACGGACGACUUUACUGCGGCCGGCAUCACGCGGAGACCUUGAAGCCGAGGUGCUCCGCUUGUGAUGAGAUCAUUCUCGCGGACGAGUGCACAGAGGCCGAGGGGCGAGCGUGGCACAUGAAGCACUUUGCUUGCGCGGAGUGCGCCAAGGUUCUCGGAGGACAGCGAUACAUAAUGCGGGAGGCGAGGCCCUACUGCCUGCCUUGCUUCGACAACUGCUUCGCUGAGUACUGCGACGCUUGCGGCGAGCCGAUCGGCGUCGAUCAGGGACAGAUGUCGCAUGAAGGGCAGCACUGGCACGCCACGGAGCGGUGCUUCGCGUGCCACACGUGCCGGUCUAGUCUCCUCGGCCGGCCGUUCCUCCCGCGAAAAGGAGCAAUAUUCUGCUCCAUCGCCUGUUCUAAAGGUGAGCCGCCCACGCCGUCUGAUUCUUCAGGCCCCGGUCCGCGGCCGCCGCGAGCGCCGCGUCCACGAAGGAUCCCAUCGCCGAAGUCUCCACCUAAAAGUCCGCAGAGGGAAACCUCACCGCAUUUAGAUGCAGAUUCGGAACCGAGCGCGUCACUGGCGCCCGAAUCACCCCCACCGCAUCCGCCUCCUCCACCACACGCGUGCUUAAGCCUCGAUAGAGCACUUGCAGACUUAAGAAUAGAACAAACAAUGGUAGAACACCAAAUACAAACGACCCCUACUUCAGAAGAAAAAGAAGAAGAGGAAGAAUGGAAAGCGCCGCAUCCAGUUGAAGCUCAAGCUGUAGUGACCCCGGGCCACUCG
This is a messenger RNA of Zerene cesonia (dogface butterfly), 2541 nucleotides long. It is a transcript of the gene esn, whose product is annotated as protein prickle-like. The record is from RefSeq and is a predicted model, not a curated record. Gene Ontology annotation, molecular function: zinc ion binding. The annotation marks the transcript as partial. The transcript has 7 exons. NCBI's taxonomy places the organism in Eukaryota, Metazoa, Arthropoda, Insecta, Lepidoptera, Pieridae.